UGUUUGCGAAAUCACCACCAACAGUGCAAUAUUCUCGUGGAGCGCGGACAGAUCUCGGACAGUUUCAAUUGCCCGAACGUCACUCCAGCUCUCGCCAUGUUUCGACGUGUUGCCUUUUCCGCUACCUCCAGCUUCCACCGAUCCAAGAGCCAUUUGGCUGCGCCAGUGGCCGCAGCGGCAGCCACCGCGCCGCCCACGCAUGCCAAAACGGACCAGCACAUUGGCCACAGCGGCGCCAAGAUCUUCCACAACCUCAUGUCCGAGAUGGGCGUGGACACCAUCUUCGGCUACCCCGGCGGUGCGAUCCUUCCUGUGUUUGACGAGAUCUUUGAAUCGCCGCACUUCAAGUUCGUGCUGUGUCGGCACGAACAAGGCGCGGGGCACAUGGCACAGGGGUACGCGCGGGCCACCGGCAAGCCGGGCGUGGUGCUUGUGACGUCAGGGCCCGGCGCCACAAACACCGUGACCCCUCUCCAGGACGCGCUCAUGGACGGCACGCCGAUCAUCGUGUUUUCCGGCCAAGUGGCGACGCCCGUGCUCGGCACGGACGCGUUCCAGGAAGCCGACAUCUUGGGAAUCACGCGGCCGUGCACCAAGUGGAAUGUGCAAGUGCGCCACGUGAACGACCUCGCACGGAACGUUCGCGAAGCGUUCCACAUUGCGACCACGGGACGUCCAGGUCCCGUACUCGUGGACUUGCCCAAGGACAUCACGGCGGGUAUCUGCCAGUCGGUCGUGUCCACAACUCCGCAAUUGAUUGGGUACUAUGGCGAAGACAAAGUGCAUGGCAACCGCGUGGAUCAAGCCGCCAACUUGGCCGAAGCGGCGCGGCUCAUCAACGUGUCCAAGAAGCCCGUGAUUUAUGCUGGCCAAGGCACCCAGCACUGCAGCGACCAGUUGCGGGAACUCGCCAUCAAGAUGAACUUGCCCGUGACCACGUCGUUUCAGGGAAUGGGCGCGUUCGACGAAACUCAUCCGUUGAGUUUGCACAUGCUGGGCAUGCAUGGCUCAGCGUACGCCAACUAUGCGAUUCAAGAUUCGGACUGCGUCAUCGCCAUCGGCGCCCGCUUUGACGACCGCGUCACCGGCCGCGUCCGCGAUUUUGCGCCGGAAGCGCGGCGCGCGGGCCGCCUCGGCCAAGGCGGGAUCAUCCAUUUUGACAUUUCCGGCAAACAGGUGGGCAAGAUCGUUCCGACCAACGUGGGGGUAGUGGGGGACGCUGCGUACAACUUGGCGCAGCUGUUGCCUCAGCUGGAGGCCAAGCCGAGGCCAGAGUGGCACGCGCAAUUGAACGCGUGGAAGCAAGCGCAUCCGUUCCGAUACCGCAACCACACGGGACCAAACCGAGCGCUCAAGCCGCAGCGGGUGAUUGAAGAGCUGUAUACGCAAACCAAACACCGUGAUGACGUGAUCAUUUCCACGGGCGUGGGGCAGCAUCAAAUGUGGGCGGCGCAGUUUUACCGGUGGCGGCAGCCGCGGUCGUUGGUGUCGUCGGGGGGACUGGGGACGAUGGGCUUUGGACUCCCCGCCGCGAUUGGCGCGAAAGUGGCCAAGCCAAACCAUUUGGUGGUGGAUAUUGACGGGGACGCGAGUUUCUCGAUGACGUUGAUGGAACUGGCGACGGCCGCGGAAUUCAAUAUUGGCGUUAAGGUCCUCUUGCUCAACAACAACGCCCAAGGCAUGGUCAAGCAGUGGCAGGAUUUGUUUUACGACGAGCGAUACUCUUCCACGAUCAUGAAGAACCCAGACUUUGUCAAGCUAGCCCAAGCCAUGAACUGCCAGGGGCUGCGGUGCGCCAGCCAAGACGACUUGGCGGACAAAAUGGUAGAGUUUCUGGCGGCGGAUGGCCCGAUUGUCGGCGAGUUCAUCGUCGACGGGGACGAGCACUGCUACCCCAUGGUCGGCGCAGGUCGGGCGCUGGACGAGAUGAUAUUUGGCGACUUUCAAGACUGCCCGCCUACCACGUCGACUUAACCUGUAUUUAAAUAUGUUCCCUAUAUUGUGGAUGAUUCGAUACGAAUUUCGAGACCCCGUCGAAUCGAAUCUCGCCGCCGAAUCGAAUCACGAAUCGACGCGAUUGGCUAAUCCAUUUUUGAGUGGAUUUGAUUGGCUCUUACAGGAAGGAAACAAGUAUAUUCAACCAAUCAGAACUCCGGCGUGAUUUAAUAUUGAUUAGACAAACCAGGCGAAUUUUGGAAGUUUAUUGCGAAUUCACAAUA
Molecule: messenger RNA, 2219 nt
Organism: Aphanomyces astaci
Lineage: Eukaryota; Oomycota; Saprolegniomycetes; Saprolegniales; Verrucalvaceae
Product: acetolactate synthase, large subunit, biosynthetic type
Exons: 5
Coding region: 97-1974 (625 amino acids)
Biological process (GO): L-valine biosynthetic process
Cellular component (GO): acetolactate synthase complex; mitochondrion
Molecular function (GO): flavin adenine dinucleotide binding; thiamine pyrophosphate binding; magnesium ion binding
Source: RefSeq, a predicted model, not a curated record